Molecule: messenger RNA, 5129 nt
Organism: Centruroides sculpturatus (bark scorpion)
Lineage: Eukaryota; Metazoa; Arthropoda; Arachnida; Scorpiones; Buthidae
Product: coiled-coil domain-containing protein AGAP005037-like
Exons: 19
Coding region: 759-4190 (1143 amino acids)
Cellular component (GO): cytoplasm
Source: RefSeq, a predicted model, not a curated record
GGUUUUAACUUGAGGAUGAUUGCUGAAAGCAAUUGAAAAUGUUAUUUUCUCCAUUGUCAUGUUUCAUGAGCUGGAUUUUUGAUUGUGUGUGUAUGUUUUUUAGUUUUUUUUAUUUAAAACUUUGUCUUGUAUGACAAUUAUAAAUUCUUUCAUUUUCAAAGAGGCAUCACUAAGCCAACCACAGUUUGACACAGUUUUGUUAAUGUGAUCCUUGCUAAGAUCAUUAGGGUGCCUAUUAUAGAGCUCCUUAUAGGUCCAAGACUAUCUAAUGUGUUUGUGUAUUUUAUGUAUUGUUCUAUUUCAGGUCAGUUUCUUAUAGAUUUAAUGGUUAUUGUUUUUGUCUGCCAGAGUUAGAACAUUAUGUGAUUGUGAUAUUUCUUGUGUUUUGUAGAAAUAAUUUUGCAAUAUCUGUAUUUAUUUGUAGAGAUUUCUUAUAUCCAUGAGGCAUUGCUUUCUUUCUUUUAUGAAGAAUCAACUUUUCUAUGGAGGAGUUAGGUUAAUUUUGUUAUGCUGUUAAUGUUUGUAUUUUCUUUUUGAGUUGCCUCUAUUCUGUUGUAUGAGUCCAAUACAUAACUUCAAAUGAAUGUGUGAGUAUUAUUUUUAUAAUAUCUAAUUAAUAUUAUGUGAUAAAUAAAAACAUUUGUUAUUUGGUGGCCAUUUUGUAUUUUUGAAACUGCAGUUUUAAGGGAUUCCAUCUCAAUUAUUUUGUGUUAUUUUCAUUUCACUUGUUUUUUAAUUUUAUUUACAAUGAACUGCUAAUGGAAAUAAAAAAGAAACAAGAGAAAAACAGAAUAUUUGAGACAAUACCUUCUAAACUGCAUACAGGUUUAGUAUUUUUGCAAUAUAGGAGUGAAACCAAACGUGCUCUUUUGCCAAAUGAAAUAACAACAUUGGAUACAAUAAAAGCCUUAUUUGUUCGCUCUUUUCCAAAGCAAUUAACUAUGGAGUAUUUAGAUUCACCUCACAUUCGUAUUUAUAUUCAUGAUCCUUCCAAAGAUAUGUUUUAUGAGUUAGAAGAUUUGAGAGAUGUUAGAGAUAGAUCAGUGUUACGGAUAUACGAACGUGAUGUCAAUGGUGGUGAAGCUUACAGUACUUGGGAACAGGAUGUUAGUUAUUUCUCUGAACCAGAAUUUGAUUCAGAAUAUCAAAAUCAACACAUACAUAGAUCAAAGGUAUCAAAGUCUUCAAUGCAACCUCCUGGAUAUUAUGGCCGGGUCAGUCCAUAUGCACCUUCAAAUAUUUCUCAAACACUGCCACAUAGAACAACAAUUAGAUGUUAUUCACCUACUCCAUCUGAAAGACAUAAAACUCAAACAUUACAUCCGCCUGGUCCUGUAAUGCCUCCUCCUAAGCCUCAAAGGAGUUUUCAACAAGGAGUACCUGUUUUACCAAUCACACCUCCACCACCUGGUCCACCUCCAUCCAUUCCUUCUCCACGUUCUGUACCUUCAUAUCCCAUGGAGAGACGCCAUGAACCUCAAGGAGCUUAUCUUGCUCCCCCAGAUCGUAUUUAUCCCACAUCUGGACAAUCACCAUACCAACCAUCUCCAGAACAUCGUUAUGAGCAUUCUUAUCAUUCUUCACCAGACAGAAGUAAUCAUGAUCUUGGUUAUUUAUCUUCCCCUGAACAUCGUUACGAUCAUCAGCAAUCAUUUCCAAUAUAUGGCAAUUCUUCAUUUGAAGAGCAGAGUUAUUAUGGAGAAAGGAUGUAUGGAUCAAGAUCAGGAAGUGUCACACCUGUUGUAGAUGAACAAACAAGACUUCGUGUAGAACAUAUGGAACGUCAGUUGGCUAAUCUUACUGGAUUAGUACAGAAAGCAUUGUCAACUGGCCCACCACCUAGAUCUCACUCAUCUCAACAGAUACCAACAAGAGACACAGAAUCUCAGCAUACUAAAGAAAAAAUAGAAAAAGGAUAUAGCAGUGAAAGAGAAGAAGCAGAACCUGAAAUAGCACGACAGUUAUUUAAAGAAGAAAAAUCUGUUUCAUUUUCGGAUGAAACAACGAAUGCAAAUUCUUGUAUUCCAAAACAACAUUCUCCCCAACAUGCAGCUGAGCGUCCAGCAAAACCAGCCAUUAAAACAUCUGCUUCUUUAAAGUCACAAUCAUCAGAAAAUGAAGUUAUUCCAACAACUUCUUCAACAACUGUUAUGCCAGCAGAGAGAGAAGGUCGUCCUUCUAGUGGAAAACCUGCUCCUCCACCUAAACCUGCAUCUCUGUCUUCUGCUCUACUGGAAGUGAAACAGCAUGGUUCUUUUUCUUCCAAAGAAUUUCAUCUAAAUCCAGAAUUAUAUACUCAAUUGAGACAAUUGAGGAAACAAACCAAAGAUUUAAAGUUAGAAGUACGUAAUUUACGGCGUGUUGCUCAAGCUCAAGCAGUUACUGCAAAAGAAACAGUUAGAGAUACUUGUCUGAAAAUAAAGGCUAUGAUUGCAUCAGUGCAAGUAGGAGAAGAUCAAAAUAAUGUUGAACGACAACGGAUUUCUCAAGAAGAAGAACUGUAUAGACAAGAUGUGACAAAAUUAGAAAAGGAUUUAUCAGAAUUAGAAAAUCAAGUUGAAGAACUUAGAGGAAAUGUCAUUAACAGAAGAUGUCGUGUAAACAUAUCUGAUGUGGAAAGUAUGGCUUUAGUCCUAAGUAGAGCUAGUAAAAAUGUAGCUGAUUUGAAAGCAAGAUUUCCUAAUCUUCAACAAACUAUGAAAACUGUAAUGACAGCAGAAAUGGAAGUUGUUAUUAGAGAAGAAAAAUUUCUGAAGGAAGAACCAGACAGAUUAGAAAAUGCCUUAAGGAGGUGUAAGAAAUUGACUGGUACUUUAGUAACACUUAAACGAUUGGCAUCAGUACAGGAACAGCGUCAUUCUGCAACACAUCCUCUUCCAGAAAAAUCAUCAUCUGCUGAUGGACCACAUUCAGAUGGAGAAACUCAUGCAACUAAGAUUGUUGAUUCAGAUAGUCAUACAGUAAUCCAUGUUCCACCUGAUGGUCAUCAGAAGACUCAGAAAUCAGAAACCACUUUGGAUACACUGUUGGAUGAUCUCCAAUACUUAACUAAAGUAGGUGAUGCCAAAAGGGAUUUUAUUCCAGGGAAAAGUGGUCCUCAGAGACGUCUUCCUUCUUAUCCUAGUGCUGAUUCUCCAGUUCGGACACCUAUUCAUGUACAUAAAACCUUAUCAACUGGAAGUCAGGGUCACAGCGCUACAGGUAGCAAACUUCAAGUUGGAAUGGGGAAGCGCAGCCUUAGUCUUUCUCCAACUCCUUCUUUCUCAGAUGGUAGAACUUCCCCAUAUUCUCAUGAACAUGCACAAGCUCUUAUUAGCAGUUUAAGAAAAUCGAUUGAAGUUCAAGAAUCCUUACAACAACCUGCUCAGACUGCUCAGAAAAAAGUGCCACCACCACCACCUCCAAGAACAACCAGCUGUUCUCCUGUAGCUUCACCUACUAAUCCAACAUCACCAAAACAAAAAUUUGAUUCAACUUCCAAAACAUAUGGUCAUAUGAGGAGUAAUUCUGAGCCUGCCAGUAAAUCUGAAAGUAAUAUAAAAAAGCCUAUUACAAAUAGAUCAGUUUCAGCAUCUAAACAAGAUUCAUUUGAUAAUACAACAGAAAUAGUGCGAACUAGUGCUAUUAAUGAUGAUGAUACAUUUCCCAGAGAGCAUCUUUCAAGUAAUAGUAGCAGUAGUGAAAGUGUUAACUCACAAGAAGGAUUACAAAUGAUACUUCAUGGCAAAGCAAUAGCAAAAGAUAAAAAAGCUCCUAGUAGACAAUCAUCAACUGAUAGUAAUGUUUCUUUAGAAUAUGAAGAAAAUACCAAAAAGCAAGGACCCCGUACACCAAACAAAAUGCGGCAAGAACUUCUUGAACAACGUCAUCAAGAAUUAUUAAAAAAACAAAAGCAGUUACAAGAGCAGUAUGCUCGACUUCAACAAAUGCAAAGGGGGCAACUACGAUUUUCUCCACCUCGCAGUGGAUCAUCAACAACUAUUGGCGAUUUGAAAAAAACAGGAAGUGAAAGUAAUAUUUUAUCUAAAGCUGCAUUAUCAUUGACACCAUCAUCAGGUUCUAUGACUCAUUUAGCAGUUACUAGCAAUAUAGUUAAUCACACAGGGCACACUUCACCAUCACAAGGAAUUUCACGUAGCCCUGUUGCAAAAGUAGCUCAAAAUAAAAUUUAUGAAACUGAUAUACUGUAAUUGCCUGUCAUUGAUGUGCAUUAAAAUAAUCUUUAAUUCCACCAAUUAUAUUCACCAUCAUUGAAUGAAUUGUUGUUUUUCCUGUUGUUUUAUGAAUGUUCUGCUUAUGAAAGAAGAUUUUAUAUGUUUCAUUAGAAAAUGUGGCAGAAACUUGAUCACCACAUAUUUGUUAUAAAUACAAAAUAUUGGUCAAUAUAGAAAAUAAAAACUAUACUAUUAUUAGUGCUAUUGAUAAUAUAAAAAUUGUUGUAGUUAAUAUCAUCAAAGUAUAAAACUCAAGAUGUUUUGGAAUGUUUUCUUUCUAAAACUUUUUCAAGUGAAGAAAUUUGUUUGUUGCAAAAACAGAAUUAUAUUGGAAAAAGAGAGGAAAUGUUACAUUUCUAUAGCUUGAAAUUAUUGUUUUCUGAAUAGGAAGUUAGAGAUAAUAUUAGUGCUCAAGAAUCAUCUUUCUAGCCUCUUGCCAACUCAUCACUGAAAUAUGUGAAAUACUCACGUCCAUCAAAUUCCAUAUUAAUAAGAAAAAUAUACUGGAUACAGUCAAUUCUAAAUUUUCAUAAAAUAAGAGUUUUCAAUAGUACAAGAGAAGAUUGUUAAACUCACUGCAUAUCAAACUUUAAAACAUUGUUUUUAUUUAUUGUUAUUUUGUUAUUCCCUCACAAUUGCUACUUUUAUAGUUUUAUUUCUACCCCACAAUUGAAUGUCAUUAAAAACUUAAGAUUAAUGAAUCUAAAUCUCUUGAUAUAUUAUAUACCAUGAUAAUUCAACACAGAGAUAUUUAUUAUCUAAUAUUUAAUAAUUUUUUAGAGUAUAUUGCUAUAGAAGUAUGAAGUUUUGGAGUCAAACAAUGUAAAAAAAUUUAAUAUAACUUAUAUUAUUUGAAGUACAUAAAGUAUCACUCUUUCUGUAUUUCAAAACUCAAUUUGAUAAUUAUCUUACAAA